This is a messenger RNA of Ailuropoda melanoleuca (giant panda), 2625 nucleotides long. RefSeq names its product lipase maturation factor 2 (gene LMF2). Gene Ontology annotation, biological process: protein maturation. Bases 63 to 2183 code for a protein of 706 amino acids. The record is from RefSeq and is a predicted model, not a curated record. The transcript is spliced from 14 exons. Lineage: Eukaryota; Metazoa; Chordata; Mammalia; Carnivora; Ursidae. Gene Ontology annotation, cellular component: endoplasmic reticulum membrane.
CAGCCAGCGGGGCGGGGCCGGGCGUACCCGAGACCGCGUCUGCAGCCGGCGGCGUAGCGGACAUGGCGGGCUCCCGGCUCCCGCGGCAGCUUUUCCUUCAGGGCGUAGCCGCCGUCUUCGUGUUCGCCUUCGCGUCCCUCUACACGCAGAUCCCGGGCCUGUAUGGUGCUGAGGGCAUCCUGCCUGCACGGAGGACCCUGAGGCCACAGGGCAAAGGGCGCUGGCAGCAGCUGUGGGAGACCCCGACGCUACUGUGGGAGGCUCCGCAACUGGGGCUGGACACCUCGCAGGGCCUGGAGCUGCUGAGCCUGCUGGGCGCCCUGCUGGCCCUGGGCGCGCUACUGCUGCGGCGGCUGCGCAACCUCUCCGUCUACCUGCUGCUCUGGGCUGCCUACCUGUCGGUUUGCCAGGUGGGCCAGGUGUUUCUUUAUUUCCAGUGGGAUUCCCUGCUGCUGGAGACUGGCUUCCUGGCGGUGCUGGUGGCCCCCCUGAGGGAGCCCCCCCACCACCAUAAGCAGGGCCCUCAGGGCGGGCUGGCAGGGGCCUCGCCCCACGAAGGCCUCCCCUUCUGGCUCGUGCGCUGGCUGCUGUUUCGCCUCAUGUUUGCCUCGGGUGUGGUCAAGCUGACCAGCCGUUGCCCCGCGUGGUGGGGGCUUACUGCCCUCACCUACCACUAUGAAACACAGUGCCUGCCCACACCUGCCUCCUGGUUCGCCCACCAGCUGCCCAUCUGGCUGCACAAACUCUCCGUGGUGGCCACGUUCCUCAUCGAGAUCGCAGUACCCCCUCUGUUCUUCGCCCCUAUUCGCCGCCUGCGCUUGGCAGCUUUCUACUCCCAGGUUUUGUUGCAAGUCCUGAUUAUUGUCACUGGCAACUAUAACUUCUUCAACCUGCUCACUCUGGUACUCACCACUGCUCUUCUGGAUGACGUGUACUUGACUGCUGGGUCUGGCAACAGCCGCUACAAGAAGAGACCCACUUCCUGGCCGAGGGCGCUUCUGGCUACGCUGUCUCUGCUGUUGGAGUUUACCGUCUAUGGACUGCUGGCGUGUGGCACCGUGCACUACUUUGGCCUGGAAGUUGACUGGGAGCAGUAUGCCGUCCACUCCAGAACCACCUUUACCUUCCACCAGUUUUCCCAGUGGCUGAAGAUGGUGACCCUGCCCACCAUGUGGCUGGGGGUGGCUUCCCUCACCUGGGAACUGCUGACUGCCCUCUGGAGGUGGACCCAGGUGCGAGGGUGGCUGAGGAAGUUCUGCACUGCAGUCCAGCUGUUCAUCUUUGGCACUGCCACGGUGGCCUUGUUUGUGAUCAGCCUGGUGCCAUACUCCUACAUCGAGCCCUCGAGCCAUGGGCAUCUCUGGACCGGGGCACACCGCCUGUUUGGUGCCGUGGAGCACCUGCAGCUGGCUAACUCCUACGGCCUCUUCCGCCGGAUGACUGGUCUGGGCGGGCGGCCCGAGGUGGUACUGGAGGGCAGCUAUGACGGACACCACUGGACGGAGAUCGAGUUCAUGUACAAGCCCGGGAAUGUGAGUCGGCCGCCCCCUGUCGUGGUGCCCCACCAGCCCCGCCUCGAUUGGCAGAUGUGGUUUGCAGCCCUGGGCCCGCACUCUCACAGCCCUUGGUUCACGAGCCUGGUCCUGCGCCUGCUGCAGGGCAAGGACCCUGUGAUCCGCCUCAUCCAGAACGAUGUGGCUAGGUACCCCUUCCACAAGCAGCCACCCACCUACGUGCGGGCCCAGCGCUACAAGUACUGGUUCUCACAUCCUGGGGAGCAGAGCCUGUGGUGGCGACGCCAGUGGGUGGAGGAAUUCUUUCCGCCAGUGUCCUUGGGGGACCCAACGCUGGACAUGCUGCUCAGACAAUUUGGCCUCCAGGACAAGAGCCCACCCCGAGCCCGCAGCUCCAGCAACGCCCUGGCCCAGGCCCUCCGCUGGAUACGGAAACAGCUGUCCCCUCUGGAGGCUUCCACCCUGCUCUGGGGGCUCCUCGCCGCAGUGGGGGCCAUUAGGGUUAUGCAGGCCCUACUGGGGCCCCAUUCCUCCCGCUCCUCUCCUCUGACCAAGGAGGAGAAGCACAGGCCAGCCCCCAAGAAGGACUCUGGAACUGCCAGCAAACAGGCCGCCCCAGCCCCUGACAACUGCAGCAGCAGCUCCCAGACUCCCAGGAGGAAAACGUAGCUGCGUUCCGUCAGCCGUGUGUCCGGAGAGGGUCAGGGUGCCCACACGUCUCUGGCCUUCUAUGGCAGGACACGAUCCCAGCCAGCGUGCCUUAGCUGAUUGACAGAUACAGGUUAGGGUGCUGUCCUCUAGGGCAGGCUUUGGCUGCCCUGCUGCUUGGAGGGUCCAGUCACCCCAAGAUACACGCCAACCGUGUCCCUUCCCAGCAUACCCCUGGCCUUGACCCACAAGGCAGGUGUAUGACCCAGCUCAGGGUCUUUCCCAGUAUGUUGUAACCAGGGCUGUGAGAAGCCCUUUCCCUCUGUAAGGAGCCAAGGCUGAUGCCCCUGACCCCCACCCCUGCACAAGAGGGGGUGAGGCAGACCUGGUGAGGAAGUGAGGGAAGAGGAGGGAAGAUCCCCAGAUCCAGGAACCAAUAAAGGUGCCUCUGUGCUCGACCUCG